CGCUCGUCAGAUCUAUCCGCAACCUCGGGCUUCGCCUUCUCUGUUGCCCGCGCCAGCGAAGCAGAGCCGCUCUCGCCAAUCACCAACAUCACGGCGCGAUGGUAGCCCUCCUCCGUUCCUCGUCGCAUCGACCUACCUAGCCUCCCACGCGUCCCACCCAGUGCCUCCACCCCGGCCGCCUCCCCUCCCCGGCGCUCGACCCCGAUCUACCGGCUCUACACGCGCCCGAGUAUGAAAGGGCUUCCUCUCGCCCUCCCGCGUGAUCUGUCCGCCUGCACGCGGGCAUGGUGCUGCCUCGGACCCAUCUCCCGCGGACCUCUCACCGGUGAUCGGCAUCGUCGCCGUCUUCGUCACGUCCGGCGCAAUCUGCCGCUACCGUAUGUUUCUCGUGCUCUGCUAGCUGUUGAGAAAGCUGCCCGUUUCUUCAGUUGUCAGCUUCUUUCUCAAAAUCCAGCAGCCUCCUUCAGUUCUCCCCGCGCCGUCGCGCUCGACCCCUCUGCCCCAUCUACCCGAGCCGCCGCCUGCACAGACGCUCCGGCCCAGCGCCCGCAGACGAGCCUGCCGACUCGCCUCGUCCGUCCCGUCCCCCCGUCCCCCCCCCCCCCCCCCCUCCCCGCCGGUCCCCGCAUCGGAGAUUGA
This is a messenger RNA of Triticum aestivum (bread wheat), 639 nucleotides long. RefSeq lists its product as uncharacterized. The record is from RefSeq and is a predicted model, not a curated record. Bases 232 to 639 code for a protein of 135 amino acids. NCBI's taxonomy places the organism in Eukaryota, Viridiplantae, Streptophyta, Magnoliopsida, Poales, Poaceae. The transcript has 4 exons.